AUGGCCUUGUGGCUCGCCGUUAAAUUCCUGGGAUCACUGAGCACUCACUGUAUCAUUUCCCUCGCACUGGCAGGUCUUCGCGAGAUGGGGCAGAAGUCAUCUUUGCCCACCAACCCAGCAAACAAUGUGGAGAAGUGUCGAGCUGCGUUGCGGCAUUGUCCUCCAGGCAAUUCACGUCGAUCCUCGUCUCUGAACAAUCUCGCCAUCAGCCUUCAAAGCAGAUUCAAGCAGCGUGGCAUCAUGUCUGACCUUGAUGAGGCCAUCGAGCUCCAUCGCGCUGCAUUACUCCUCCGCCCCCCCGGUCAUUCAGAUCGAUCCAUGUCUCUGAACAAUCUCGCCAGCAGCCUUCGAAGCAGAUUCGAGCAGCGUGGCAUCAUGUCUGACCUUGAUGAGGCCAUCGAGCUCCAUCGCGCUGCAUUACUCCUCUAUCCCCCCGGUCAUUCACUUCGAUCCAUGUCUCUGAACAAUCUCGCCAACAGCCUUCAAAGCAGAUUCGAGCAGCGUGGCGUCCAGUCUGACCUUGAUGAGGCCAUCGAGCUCCAUCGCGCUGCAUUACUCCUCCGUCCCCCCGGUCAUUCACUUCGAUCCUCGUCUCUGAACAAUCUCGCACUCAGCCUUCGAAGCAGAUUCGAGCAGCGUGGCAUCAUGUCUGACCUUGAUGAGGCUAUCGAGCUCCAUCGCGCUGCAUUACUCCUCUAUCCCCCCGGACAUUCAGAUCGAUCCAUGUCUCUGAACAAUCUCGCGCUCAGCCUUCGAAGCAGAUUCGAGCAGCGUGGCAUCAUGUCUGACCUUGAUGAGGCCAUCGAGCUCCAUCGCGCUGCAUUACUCCUCUAUCCCCCCGGACAUUCAGAUCGAUCCAUGUCUCUGAACAAUCUCGCCAACAGCCUUCAAAGCAGAUUCGAGCAGCGUGGCAUCAUGUCUGACCUUGAUGAGGCCAUCGAGCUCCAUCGCGCUGCAUUACUCCUCUAUCCCCCCGGUCAUUCACUUCGAUCCAUGUCUCUGAACAAUCUCGCCAGCAGCCUUCAAAGCAGAUUCGAGCAGCGUGGCAUCAUGUCUGACCUUGAUGAGGCCAUCGAGCUCCAUCGCGCUGCAUUACUCCUCUAUCCCCCCGGUCAUUCACUUCGAUCCAUGUCUCUGAACAAUCUCGCCAACAGCCUUCAAAGCAGAUUCGAGCAGCGUGGCAUCAUGUCUGACCUUGAUGAGGCCAUCGAGCUCCAUCGCGCUGCAUUACUCCUCUAUCCCCCCGGUCAUUCAGAUCGAUCCAUGUCUCUGAACAAUCUCGCGCUCAGCCUUCGAAGCAGAUUCGAGCAGCGUGGCAUCAUGUCUGACCUUGAUGAGGCCAUCGAGCUCCAUCGCGCUGCAUUACUCCUCUAUCCCCCCGGACAUUCAGAUCGAUCCAUGUCUCUGAACAAUCUCGCCAACAGCCUUCGAAGCAGAUUCGAGCAGCGUGGCAUCAUGUCUGACCUUGAUGAGGCCAUCGAGCUCCAUCGCGCUGCAUUACUCCUCCGUCCCCCCGGACAUUCAGAUCGAUCCAUGUCUCUGAACAAUCUCGCCAACAGCCUUCGAAGCAGAUUCGAGCAGCGGGGCGUCCAGUCUGACCUUGAUGAGGCAUUUAGCUUGUAUUUGCAACUCUCCUGCUUAUCAAAUGCAGCAUCCCGCACAGAUCUUAGUGUUGCCAAGUCAUGGGCAGCCUCCGCCGACACCCUCAAUCACGACUCUGCAUUGCUUGCCUAUAAGACUGCACUGAAAUUCCUAGAUCAGCACGUUGCUCUCUUUGUUCGUCAUGGUGCGCUGAUGACUGCGGUAGAGCUGGUGGAGCAAGGUCGCGCAGUAUUCUGGACCCAGUUGGCACGCUUCAGCACACCACUCGAUGAACUUUCUGUUUCGAGCAAUACUGGCACAGCCUUGGCAGAAGAGUUCAAGCGGUUGAGUUUUCGUCUUCAUAACGUGUUCGAUCAGUCUACUGGAGACCAGUCUCCCCAAAUCCGACAACUGACCAUGCAAUGGGAUGACGUCGUCUCGCGCAUUCGCAUGCUUCAUGGCUUUUCGCGUUUCCUCCUGCCUCCCCUGUUCUCCGACCUACAGAAAGCUGCAGAAGAUGGUCCAGUCAUUGUUCUUAAUGCAAGCCAAUAUGGCUGUGACGCCUUGAUUAUCCAUAGCACAGAAGAUCCUGUCCACGUUUCGCUUGACACUACGCAAGCCGAAGUGUCCGAGCUCUCCUCCGAGUUCCAGUCACUUGCAGGGGUGUUCGGUUCUUCUGAUCGUCAAUACACGCUUGUUCGCAUCCUUCGCAAGCUUUGGGAUCACGUCGUUCAACCCAUAAUCCAAUCCCUCGAGAAGUCCAAAAUCCCCCCUCGCUCGCGUAUCUGGUGGUGUCCCACUGCUGAAUUCACCCUGCUUCCUAUCCAUGCAGCAGGACCCUACGAGGAGAAAAAAGACAAUUUGUCUGACAUUUACAUCUCUUCUUACACCCCCACUUUGGCGACUCUCAUUCGUGCGAGAAAGCAGGUUUCUCGAGAUCCGUCCUCGCAACAUUUUGUUGCCAUUGGUCAAGCGAACCCAGACAGAGGGAAGGGACUCAGAUGUGUCGCUCCCGAGCUAGCCAUCGUAGCCAAGCGUGUCGAGCCCGUCGUGUCGUCCUUCACAUCGCUUGAGGAUAGCGACGCAACAGUGCAGGGUGCACUCGAUGCACUCAAUCAUAAUCAGUGGCUUCACCUAGCUUGCCAUGGAAUGCCGAAUCGACAACAACCAUUUGAAUCUUCAUUCGCCAUGCGCGAUGGGCCUUUGAUGAUAAAGGACAUCAUCCGAUCCAACUGGCAGAACUCGGAGUUUGCAUUCUUAUCGGCCUGCCACACUACCGUGGGCGAUGAGAAGAGUCCCGACGAGUCGAUCCAUCUUGCUGCAGCUAUGCAAUUUUGCGGAUUUCGCAGUGUGAUUGGUUCUAUGUGGUCUGUUGACGACGAGGUUGCACGCCAGGUCGCGUCUGUCUUCUACCGUAAACUCAUUCGAGUUGAUGAUUCAAGGAGAUUGGACUGCACACACGCUGCGGCAGCGCUGCACAAGGCUGUGAAGUCGUUGCGCAACAAGAUUCCACUAGAACAGCAGAUUGUAUUUGUCCACAUGGGUGUGUAGUUCUCCAGAGACUCGAUUCGCUAUAUUAUUACAUUUGCUGUAUUUUUAGUCGUUUUCAUUCCCUCGCUCUCCUGUUGCUUACUUACUUGAUGAUAUUUCUACAUGAUACUUUGUCGUUCUGUUCCGUAGUAGUGCCACACACACGGCUUCGUUGAAUGAAUCUGAUUC
This is a messenger RNA of Suillus subalutaceus, 3300 nucleotides long. RefSeq names its product TPR-like protein. Bases 1 to 3132 code for a protein of 1043 amino acids. The transcript has 3 exons. The record is from RefSeq and is a predicted model, not a curated record. NCBI's taxonomy places the organism in Eukaryota, Fungi, Basidiomycota, Agaricomycetes, Boletales, Suillaceae. Gene Ontology annotation, molecular function: protein binding.